UGGUUUGAGUUUGAUUUGAUUGAAUUUGAAAUGCUUCAUCUGAAACACUGUUUUGUUAUUUUUUUUAAGACACGUACGUUUGAAUUAAAAUAAACUUGUGUAAAUUGCUCGUGUAAGUGUGCCAGGCCAGCGACAAACAUCUUUCUAUGCAUAUUGGAGUUUUUGACUAAAAUAAAUGUGCAACAAGUUAAACAUGAAAAAGUUCUGAAACACUUUGCCAGAAAUGAACUCACAAAAGGAAACCCUAAUAAAAAUUGAUGAAGGAAAUGAAGAAUCAAAUAAAAAGUCAGAGAUUAAUAUUCUGUGCUUGGACUUAACUCCUUUUAGCCACUUGACACAGUUUGCGUGUUGCACAGCAUUUGUUUUUAUAUGUUAUUUAGGCUAUGGUUAUUAUUUAGAAUUAAUAUUCUCCGCACCGGAGAUCAAGCCAGUUAGCCUUUACAUAACAUUAGUUCAGUUUUUAAUUACAAUGUUACUAAGUUAUAUAGAAUCUGUUAUAAGGAACCCAAUCAAAAGAAAAGUGCCAUUAAGAAUUUAUGCAGUAAUAGCUGCCUUAACAUUAGGAACCAUGUCACUAUCUAACCUAGCACUGAGCUAUCUGAACUACCCAACACAGCUGAUAUUCAAGAGUUGCAAAUUGAUCCCCGUAAUGAUAGGUAGCAUUAUUAUAAUGGGGAAGAGAUAUGCCUUCCUGGAUUACGUGGCAGCUGUAGUUAUGUGUAUAGGACUUACUAUGUUCACUAUAGCUGAUUCUAAAACAUCAUCAAACUUCAAUAUUGUAGGCGUGAUCGUGAUCUCCCUCGCGUUACUCUGCGACGCUAUAAUCGGCAACGUGCAAGAGAAAGCCAUGAAGCAGUACCAGGCCUCCAAUAACGAAGUGGUGUUCUAUUCGUACGCAAUAGCCAGCGGUUACUUGCUUGCUUUCACCGGAGUCAGUGGGAUUUUGUAUGACGGAUUCAUAUAUUGUGCUAAGACGCCAUUCGUAAUAUACCCCAACAUCUUCCUGCUAAGCGUCGGCGGGUACAUGGGACUACAAGCAGUUUUGACAUUAGUCCGAAUCAGUGGCGCCACCAUCGCUGUCACAGUCACAACUAUGAGGAAGGCUCUGUCUAUCAUCAUAUCCUUCUUGUUCUUCAGCAAGCCGUUCGUCUUCCAGUAUGUAUGGUCGGGCAUGUUAGUCGCACUGGCGAUAUAUCUGAAUCAUUACAGCAAGAAAAACCCGCAUUACAUUCCUGAGUCGUUACUAAGCUGUUGGACAUAUUUGAAUUCAUUCAACAAAAUUGCAAAGACUAGAAGCAAAAUAUAUGCUGACACAGUUUAGGUCUAUGUGAAUGAGGUCCAAUUUCUUAUUUUUAAUAUUGCAUUAAAAUUUGGUGUACCUAAAUGCUGUUUAAGACCUCUUUAUUGUAGUUUUCUUCCUCCUAACUUUAGUUCCGGGUGACAUCCUAACCUCUCUGAAGCUCGGGUUGCGCCUUUUGAUAUGAUCCAGGAUUGGAUUAGGUAUGUCGCAUUAUUUUAUGUAAUGUUACCUAACUAUAUGAAAAGACUUUUAACCCUUAAAACGAUAUAGUUGACGUCUAUUUCAAGGACUGGCUUUUUUUUCUACUUUGAUUUUUAAACCCUAAUAGGCAAUAGCGGACUUAUCUGUAGAUAUUCGGGAUUAUUUAACUGCCUCUCACAAGGUCCGAAUAUGUUGUUAUUUUAUGACAUAAUACACACAGUAUUUAAGAACACGAAUGCACUCACUGGCUUAUACUGACAAGUCACUACAAUCAUAAGUUAUAAAGUGCGUAGCAACGUGCAUUCCAUAAAUGUAUUUUAGUAAUAGACUUAUAACUACUGCCUGUACAUACAAAUAGUCACGUCCAUAUCCCAACAGUCUUGAAAAGACGAAUAGGCCAAAUUAGUUGUUUUAAAAAAAUAUCCCAAGUUUAUAAGCAUAUCCCUUAGUCGCCUUUUACAACAUCCAUGAGAAGGAGAUGGAAUGGUCCCAUCCUUUUCUGUGCUAGUGCCGGGAACCACACUGUAUUUUUUCAAAUUCGACUGCGUAAAAUGCCUAUCGUGUGACAUAUUGUUGGACGUCUCUGAUACUGUAGGUAGAUAGUUGUGCUAUGGAAAACAUUGCUUUAUCGGUGCUCUAGCUAGUUCGUAAAGUGGCCUGUAAACGGGCUUUAAAAAUUACCAAUUGCUGCAAUAAUAUCGGGUAUCGACAAAUUUGUUGAUCAAUAUAGUUCAAUAUAUUUGCAACUACCUCUUGCUGCAAUUGUAUUGUGCAAAACACUAGUGAGAAUUUUAGAAAUUUCUUCCAUAUCGGGUGGCGCCUACGUCUUUUCAUCUGUAUAUGAGUACCUAAAACAAUUAACAAAAAAAAAGUGAAUUUUGUUGAGUGGUUUGAUUUAAUCCUUUUUACUUUUAUAUACAGAAGAUAAUUGAGGCAAGUAGACAGGCAAAUGCUGUCGGAUUAUAGACGAAUUUAUACAAAUAAAUUUUAUUUAAUGUUUUUAAGAAAUAAUGAAAUUAUGUAGAGUAGGUAGUUCUAUAUUUUAAACGAAUUUUAAUUAGCCUUGUCUGUGAUGUCUACAUAGGUGAGAUUAGAUUUGAAACGAAUGUCUGUCCGUUUUGAUAUCAUAUCAAUAAUAAAGCAUUUAAUUUUUAUCUGUUAUUUUAUAAUUUUUAAUGAUUAAAAGAAAUUCUUUAUUUAUUGGAUGUUUGAAUUGUAAAAUUCCAAUGUGUAGUAAUAUUGAUUUUAGUGUUAUUGUGUACUCGUACGGGCGAUUGGCCUAUGAAUGAUUGGACGAAAUAGGUACUUUUUGUCAUCGAGAUGUCGAACGUCGCAAAAAUUAAAGAGUCCGUUCAAUCGAUGAAAAGCCAUGUUAUCGAAGUGUUUUUUUAGUGUAAUUACUUGAAAAUAAUGUAAUGCUCUUAGGGCAAACACCCGUCGAUACAAUUUCACUAAAUAUUUAUUGACCCACAACUAGAAUAAGACUGUCAAAUUUGACGUUUCACAUUUUAAUCAGAGUUCAGGAUCCAAGAUAAAAACCUAUUGAAAUAAUUUGUGAAAUAAAGUAGAAAUGUCACUUGUUGGUAAUCGACAAAGCUUACCGACUAUUUAAAUCAUAAUUAAACGUGAAAAAUGUGUUUUAAUUUAUAUUUAAAGUAACAAGACAGAAAGUGGCCAUAUUGGUAAUAUCUCAAAUUUGACAUUUGUUAAUAUUCUAGUUGUGGUGAGAUGGGAAUGUAAUUUCAGAUUUUACAAUGAUUUCAUGUUAAACUAGUGUUUCUAAUGCUAAGUACUUUGUAAUAAAAAACUUUAUUUAUUUAUAUCAAUGA
Amyelois transitella is the source of this 3330-nucleotide messenger RNA. It is a transcript of the gene Papst2, whose product is annotated as adenosine 3'-phospho 5'-phosphosulfate transporter 2. NCBI's taxonomy places the organism in Eukaryota, Metazoa, Arthropoda, Insecta, Lepidoptera, Pyralidae. The coding region runs from base 224 to 1321 and encodes 365 amino acids. Gene Ontology annotation, cellular component: endoplasmic reticulum membrane; Golgi membrane. Gene Ontology annotation, molecular function: 3'-phosphoadenosine 5'-phosphosulfate transmembrane transporter activity. The record is from RefSeq and is a predicted model, not a curated record. The transcript is spliced from 6 exons. Gene Ontology annotation, biological process: transmembrane transport.